This is a messenger RNA of Microthlaspi erraticum, 204 nucleotides long. NCBI's taxonomy places the organism in Eukaryota, Viridiplantae, Streptophyta, Magnoliopsida, Brassicales, Brassicaceae. The record is from the annotation of a GenBank genome assembly.
AUGCUAAGCAAAGCCAAGAAAGGUUCUCACAUUCGCACAAGAGAUAAUAAGGGGUUUGAAAUGAAAAGGCUUAGUGCCCCCCAAAGAACUGGGAGGCAAGGUCGUGGUCUGGAGAUGGUAGACGGCCAUCAGGACACUCCACUCGACUGGGUUCCUCGCUCGAUCGAGCUUGCUCUUGACUCGAUCGAGUUGUGCUCGAGUUAG